Papaver somniferum (opium poppy) is the source of this 1629-nucleotide messenger RNA. RefSeq lists its product as uncharacterized. The coding region runs from base 1 to 1629 and encodes 542 amino acids. The record is from RefSeq and is a predicted model, not a curated record. NCBI's taxonomy places the organism in Eukaryota, Viridiplantae, Streptophyta, Magnoliopsida, Ranunculales, Papaveraceae. The transcript is spliced from 2 exons.
AUGUUUUCUAUUGGUACUGCUGGAGGUUUAGUUGUGGCUUGGCAUAAGUCCACUAAACUUAGAGUUCUUCACAUUGACAAUAACCAAGUUAACUGUAGUAUUUGGGAUGAAAACACUAAAUCUGAAUGGAUCCUCACUUGCAUGUAUGGUAGCCCUUAUAAAGAUAGUAGAAAAGAUGAACCUUGGAAAUUAGUAAAUCAAAUGGGUGAAACUAUGAAUAUGCCUUGGUUAGUUCUAGGUGACCUUAAUGUUAUUCUUCAUAAGGAUGAAAAAAGAGGUGGAAAUCCCGCUAAUGAUGCUGACAUUAGAAAAUUUUCUGCCAUGUUCAAUAACCUAGGUCUUAAAGACUUAGGUUUUAUAGGAUUCCCCUUCACUUGGUCUAUUCACCAGGAUGGUGAUUCCCAUAUAGAAGAAAGACUUGAUAGAGGAAUGGAAAAUGGGAAAUGGAUUACACAAUUCCCAAAUACUAGUCUUAGACACUUAAAUCACUCUGGUUCUGAUCACUCUGUUGUUCUUCUAAACACCUCUAUUCCUUGUCAGAAUGGCUCUAAGCCAUUCAAAUUUUUUGGUCUAUACCAAGAAGAACAGAAGUGUAGAGACAUCAUCAAGUCUUCUUGGCACAAGAACUUUAAUGGUUCUACAACUUUCAUUUUGGUCAACAGACUUGCCAAUGUUAAAAAGGAAGUCAGUCUGUGGAAUAAAUUUGAAUUUGGGAAAAUAAAACACAAUUUGGUCCUCUUAAAUAGAAAACUUGAAACUAUAAUAGAAAACCCCAAUAUUAGGCUUAAUGAUCAAAACCUUCUUGAUACUAAAGCUGAAAUCCAAAAGCUCGAUGAUUAUGAAGAAGAAUUCUGGAAAAUUAAAGGGUCUGAUGAUAGAAAUAAUAUUUGGAUUGAGGGUAGAGAUAAUAUAGCCAAUUGUUUGAAUGUUUAUUUUGAAACUCUCUUAACCACUUCAAGGCCUGUAAUCAAUAAUGAUAUUGUCAAUCUGGUUCCUCCCUCCAUUACCGACACUGAAAAUAGUAAACUCAUGGAACCUCCCUCUGAAAUUGAGAUCCAUGAUGCUUUAUUUGGUAUGCCACCUAACUGUAGCCCUGGCCCUGAUGGCUUUCCGUCUUGUUUAUUUCAAAAAAAUUGGAAUAUAGUUAAAAAGGAUGUCAUUGAAACUAUCCUAGCUUUCUUCAACAGUGGUCAUAUGUUAACUAAACUUAAUUCUACCUAUAUCUUCCUCAUUCCCAAGGUCCUUCACCCAAAUGGCCCUAGUUACUACAGACCUAUAAGUUCGUGUAACAUUGUUUAUAAAAUUAUAUCUAAAGUCAUACCCAAUAGAAUUAAACCCUUCCUUGACAGACUUAUUUCUCCUUAUCAAUCAGCUUUUGUUAAGCAACGUCUUAUCUCAGACAACCUUCUUGUUGCUCAUGAGAUAAUACAUGCUAUGAGAAAGAAAAGGAAGAGCAAAACUGAUUUCAUGGGUUUAAAAAUUGAUAUGUCUAAGUCCUUUGACCGUGUGGAGUGGAAUUUUCUUAUUGUCAUUCUUCGAAGGAUGGGGUUCUGUGAUGCUUGGUGUAACCUUAUUUACCAAUGCAUUAGCACUUGCCAAUCUGAUAUCCUGGUAAAUGGGGUUCCUUGA